AGAAAUAAAUAAAAACUCGAGUCGUUUGACCUUAAAAACAAACAAACCAAUCCAUCCAUCAAGAGGUUCGAAAAACACAUAAAAAUCCGCCCAAAAAUCCCAAAUCCAAAGGGCAAAAGAGGCCAUCCCAUCUGUAACCCUGCGGAUGAAAUGAGGAAAUCCAGGCCGUGAGUUUUCUCCGAUUUUUAGGGCAUUUCCCUCUCCCUUCAUCUCUCGGCAGUGAAGAAAAGAGAAUGACAGGUUCGAGAACGCACAUACACCGGCAAUGAGGUGUAAGCGCCAUCCCUGCGCGCCGGGCAGCGUCGGUGUAUGCGCUUCCUGUCUCAGAGAGCGCCUCCUCUCUCUCCUCGCCGCCCAAGUCAAAGAAGCCGAAUCCGGCGAAGAUCGACGGAAAUCUGACCCCCCGCCGCUGGCCUUCCCUCGCUCCGUUUCCCCCUACGUCUGCCGCCAAUCCGUCACCGACUCGUGGGAUCACUACCGCCAUCACUCGCUCUUCUACAGUACGCCGCAGGUGGGACCCACCUUCUCGGAGAAGAAGAAGAAGAAGAGGAACGGGCCGUUCUCUCGUCUCUCGUCUUUCUUCGGCGUUUCCAGAUCGGAAAAGAAAGAGAGAGAGAAACAAAGAGAAAAGGAUCCUUCUAGGGUUCCAAACGGUCCCUCUUCUUCCUCCUGGCUUUCGGCCUUCCGCAAGAAAAAAUCGCGUCUUUUCUCUCUAGACGACGAGAUCUGUGGCACCGGCGACCGGAGAACCUGCCGGAUGACAGAUCGGGGCCUUUCUCCGACGACGAGAGAUGAAGGUGAAGAAGAAAAGGGAGACGGAUCACCCGUCGGUAGCGGAUACUCUUCGGAAUCUUCAAAAGGGCGGCCGAAACCAGUUGCUGUAACGACCGGAUCAGUACCGAAAAGGCGUACCGGUUCUCAACAUGCCCGAAACGUGUCGGGUCUCACAUUUUGUUUGAGCCCGUUGGUGAGGGCGAGCCCCAACCGGCACCGACACGAUACGGGAUUUUCGGGGGAGUUACGGUCCGCGAACCGGCACCACUGGUCGGCCGCUCCUUCGCUCUGUGCUAACAGAUCGAGGAAGCUGGCGGAUUUUGGAAGGUACCCUUGAAUUUCAAUUUGACGCUUCUACCCUCGGAUUGUUGACGUUUUUACUGCUUCUUUUUCCCCUUCUCCUCUGUUGUUUUUUUCCCGUCGUUUGGAUGAGAGAUGAUAGAUGGUUCUCUGUAGAUAAAAAUGGAAGAAAUGAAAUGAAUGAAAUGGAAGCGAUUUGACGGGUGGCAAAAUCGUAAUUUUAAUCAA
This is a messenger RNA of Magnolia sinica, 1302 nucleotides long. RefSeq lists its product as uncharacterized. Bases 266 to 1111 code for a protein of 281 amino acids. The transcript has a single exon. The record is from RefSeq and is a predicted model, not a curated record. NCBI's taxonomy places the organism in Eukaryota, Viridiplantae, Streptophyta, Magnoliopsida, Magnoliales, Magnoliaceae.